Messenger RNA from Trichechus manatus latirostris (Florida manatee), 2558 nucleotides. RefSeq names its product leucine rich repeats and guanylate kinase domain containing (gene LRGUK). Bases 1 to 2520 code for a protein of 839 amino acids. Gene Ontology annotation, molecular function: GMP kinase activity; protein binding. The record is from RefSeq and is a predicted model, not a curated record. Gene Ontology annotation, cellular component: cytosol. NCBI's taxonomy places the organism in Eukaryota, Metazoa, Chordata, Mammalia, Sirenia, Trichechidae. The transcript is spliced from 20 exons.
AUGGCGGCCUCCGGGAGCGGUCCCCAGGGAGGCGUGAGGACUUCACCAUCUGAGGCGCGGUCGAUCUCGCUGCACUCCGAGAAUGAGCGUCAGUGUUUCUCUGCUACUUUCCCCAUGGGGCAGAGGCCGAAAAAUGCUUUCCACAAAACCUCCUCCUACCUGCUCCGCCAGCUCAUUCACCGCUAUCGGAGGCUGGACGCAGAAGAAGUCGGGGACGAGAUCGAGGACGAAGACCAGGACGUGGUCGGGGACGAGGACGAAGAGGAGGACGCGGAACAGGCCGAAGUGGAAUCCGAGGAGUCCUCAGAGUCCGAAAUGCUGAAUUCGGAGGAGGAAUUUGAUGGGGUCCUGAGAGAGGAGAUGGUGGCUCAGGCACUGCACAAACUGGGGCGCUCCGGCUGUGGAACUGGGCAGGUCUACCUCAAUCUAACAUUAUCAGGUUGCGAUUUAAUUGACAUUAGCAUUCUCUGUGGAUAUGUUCACGUACAGAAGUUGGAUCUUUCAGUAAAUAAAAUUGAAGAUUUGUGUUGUGUGAGCUGUAUGCCUUAUCUUCUAGAACUUAAUGCUUCUCAAAAUAAACUGACCACCUUCUUCAACUUCAAGCCACCCAAAAAUCUCAAGAAGGUGGAUUUUUCCUACAACCAAAUUUCUGAAAUGUGUGAUCUGUCUGCAUACCAGGCUCUCACUAAACUAAUUUUGGACAGCAAUGAAAUAGCAGAAAUCAAAGGACUGGAGCUAUGCAGUAACCUAACUCACCUUAGCUUGGCCAAAAACAAGAUCACAACAAUUAAUGGCUUAAGCACGUUACCAAUCAAAAUCCUUUGUCUGAGCAAUAACCAGAUUGAGAAGAUCACAGGUCUGGAGGACCUGAAAGCCCUACAGAAUCUGGAUCUGUCCAGCAAUCAGAUCAGUAGCCUCCAAGGCUUAGAGAAUCACGACCUCUUGGAAGUGCUCAACCUCGAGGAUAAUAAGAUUGCUGAGCUGCGUGAACUAGAAUACAUUAAAAAUCUACCUCUCCUUCGAGUUCUCAAUCUUCUAAGAAAUCCAAUUCAGGAAAAAUCUGAUUACUGGUUCUUCGUAAUUUUUAUGCUACUACAAUUAACAGAAUUAGAUCACAGGAAGAUUAAAGUGGAAGAAAAGGUUUCGGCAGUUAAUAAGUAUGACCCUCCCCCGGAAGUGAUCGCCGCUCAAGACCACCUGACCCAUGUAGUAAACAGCAUGAUGCAGCCGCAGAGAAUUUUCGACAGCACCCUGCCGAGCCUGGAUGCUCCCUAUCCCAUGCUGAUACUGGCCGGUCCUCAAGCUUGUGGGAAACGAGAACUUGCCCAUCGCCUCUGCAGACAGUUUAGUACUUACUUCAGAUACGGGGCAUGUCACACGACAAGACCUCCUUACUUUGGAGAAGGGGAUCGAGUGGAUUAUCAUUUUAUCUCUCAGGAAGUUUAUGAUGAAAUGCUAAACAUGGGGAAAUUCAUUCUAACGUUUAAUUAUGGUAAUCACAAUUACGGGCUAAAUAGGGACACUGUGGAAGGCAUCGCCAGAGGUGGUUUAGCGAGCUGUAUUCAUAUGGAAAUAGAAGGUGUAAGAAGUUUGAAAUGUUCCUAUUUCGAGCCUCGAUAUAUCCUGGUGGUGCCCAUGAACAAGAUGAAAUACGAGGGAUACUUGCGGAGAAAAGGACUGUUCAGUCGUGUGGAGAUUGAAUUUGCUGUCUCCAGAGUGGAUCUUUAUAUUAAUAUUAACCAGAACUUUCCAGGAUAUUUCGAUGCAGUAAUCAAUGCAGAUGAUCUGGAAGCUGCCUACCAGAAGCUGAGUCAGCUCAUUAGCGAAUACCUUGGAUUGACGGAGAAGCCUGCCGAGGGCUUGGCACCAACCACAGAUAUUCACACGUCUCCCCUGAAAUCCGAAGGGCCUCCUAGGAAGACUUCGACUUUGAAUCCAAAUGAUUUCCUGGAUUCUACAGACAGAAACUACCUUGUUAAAUUAUGUGCCAACCUUUCAGCCAAAAUAACGCCAGCGGAAAGGAACUCUAUGGAGAGGCAGCAUGAGAUAGCCCGGCAGGCCCUGAUGGGAAAGGCACCCCCUGAUCACACACUCCUUUUUCAAAGGGGUCCAGUACCAGCACCUACCACCAGUGAUCUAUGUUAUUUUACACAGUUAGGAGAACCACAGAAAGGUUUUGAGUUUUAUGAUGAUUAUGUUGGAACUCCCUUUGGAUCACAUUCUGGGCAGAGUGAUGAAGAUUCCUCUGAUGCCGGCACAUGUUCUGGAUUAACCCAGUCUCGUCCGUGGUCAAAGGGACAUUUGCACCCCUCAGAGGGCAGCCUUUCUUCCCGCCCAGGACCAGGAAAGAGCGAUGGCGAGGGGGCCCAGGCCCUAAAAGGUUUCACAGCACUACCUAAACGACUGAUUUCUCAUGAAAGAGACUCUUCCCAGUGCGGAAAGCACACAGGUCCAGUCGUCUGUCUUCCAGGUGCCAACACCAAACCGGUCCUCCCUCCCAUCCCUCAGGGCCGCAAGUAGCCCAGCGCUGACAACUGAUCUUAACAUGGAAACUCGUU